Molecule: messenger RNA, 822 nt
Organism: Vanderwaltozyma polyspora DSM 70294
Lineage: Eukaryota; Fungi; Ascomycota; Saccharomycetes; Saccharomycetales; Saccharomycetaceae
Gene: MDM12
Product: ERMES complex subunit MDM12
Exons: 1
Coding region: 1-822 (273 amino acids)
Biological process (GO): mitochondrion organization; phospholipid transport
Cellular component (GO): ERMES complex
Molecular function (GO): lipid binding
Source: RefSeq, a predicted model, not a curated record
AUGUCCUUUGAUAUCAAUUGGGAGCAACUGAGGAAUGAUUCUAAUUUGAAUCGUACCGUAACUGAAAAAUUAAAUGGAUAUUUAACGUCGAUAAAUCUGCCAAGUUAUGUCAAUAAUUUGAGGAUUGAGAGGUUCUCCAUGGGUGACAGACCGCCUAAGGUGACGUUGAGACAGAUUACUGACCCUGUGCAAGAUUUUUAUGAUGCUAUUAAUGAAGAGUUGCAAAUGAGUGCUGAGGAGGAAACUGAAGGAAGUGAUGAUGAAGGGUACGGUGGUGACAGAGUAAGAAACAGAGGCAUAGAUACUCAAACAGUAUUUCCCUCUGCUAAUGACGUUCAAUUCCUAGUGGAGAUGGAGUAUAACGGUAAUAUGUCGAUAACAGUCACUGCCGAGAUGGUCUUGAAUUACCCAAGUAAAAAAUUUAUGGCAUUACCAAUAAGAUUGACAAUCAGCAAUAUAGGUUUCCAUACUCUGUGUUUGAUUGCGUUUCUUUCCAAACAACUGUUCUUCAGUUUCCUAUGCGAUGUGACAGACCCGAUAUUGGAUGAAGACGACUCUAUAUUGGAUCAGAAUGGUCCUUUGCUGUCUUCCAAGGGACCCCUAGAGAGAAUAUCGAUUAUAAGAAGUUUAUCAAUCAGUACAGAAGUAGGAGAAGAAUAUCAAGGAGAUGGUUCUGUACUUAAAAGUGUAGGGAAACUAGAACAGUUCCUGAAGGAGAAACUUAAAGAUUUCUUGCGUAAAGAAGUCGCAUGGCCAAGUUGGAUAAAUUUCGAUUUCUAUGAACCUGAAGAUAAUGAAAGUGAUGACAACCAAAUAAAUUAA